AUGCCGAUGUGGCAAGAUGGUUUUCCUAAAGGGCGCCUUCAAGCCAUCUUUGCAAUGUUGCUGCAGCCUGUCGGCCUAUCCCCGGUCUGGGAGCGCGAGUUGACGGCAUUCAUUGGAUUUAUAGAAAAUAAGUCCGUGUUCACCGGUAGGUUGGUGCACAUCCUGCAUAUUUUAGAGUUGUGCUUAUUGGGAACCGUGUUGGCGAGGCGUCGCAAUUGCAGUCACACAGAUCGGCGUUGCUGUAGGAUGGGCAAAUUGUACUAUGAUUAUAGAGAAGUUUGCAAAAAGUAG
Messenger RNA from Babesia ovata, 291 nucleotides. RefSeq lists its product as uncharacterized. The record is from RefSeq and is a predicted model, not a curated record. Bases 1 to 291 code for a protein of 96 amino acids. NCBI's taxonomy places the organism in Eukaryota, Apicomplexa, Aconoidasida, Piroplasmida, Babesiidae. The transcript is spliced from 3 exons.